UAUCACUAUCUUAAUUCAGAUUUUAACGUUUAGAUUAAGUUGAUAGUAUUUUAUUAAAAUUAAGUUUUGAUUUCUAAAUUUUACCAUGAGAUUUCAUAAUUUCAAAAUUUUACCAUGAGAAUUCAUAAUUUUCUCAUAAUUUCCGGUUUCUCUAACUAACAAAACUAAAAUUCUCCUACCCGUUUCAUAUAAUAACGGAACCGUUGCGGAGACUCAAAGCUCAACCGAGUCAAAGCCCCAUUCCAACUCGGUCCUUUAAGCCGCCGACGUUCCAGAAAAGCUAAAUAAAAAUAAUUAAGAAACAAAACCCAUCAAGUCAAUACAAAGCCAAACUAAUUAAUUAAUUUUUCCUCCUCUUUUUUUUAAUUUCGGAAAAAAAUAAAGCCAGAGAAGGAAGAACCUGGUAUUUGCUAGAGAAAGCAAACGCAAGCACAAUAGAGAAAGAGGAAGAUUGAGAAACCCAAAAAGUAACAAGAAAAAAAAAAAGCAAAACUUUUUCUCUAUAUUCUGGUUCUUGUAUUUUUUUUUUUUUGUUCGGUAAUGGUGUCUCAUUUUCUCUCUCUUUAAUUUUUUUCUUUUGUCGUUCUCGGCUAGAAAAUUCAGGGUGUUUUCCCGGGAAAAGUUUGUCAGAUUCCGGUAGAAACAGAACGUUUGUUUGUGUCACGGCGUUUGAUUUUUAUUUUAUUUUUUUCCUUCUCAUCUUCACAUAUCCUUUAAUCCUUCCUAUCUUUGACAUACCCCUUACCUUAUCAGAAAAAAAAAACAGAGGGAAAAAGAAAAUUAAAAAACAAAAAAAAAGGAAAAGGAAAGGGAACAGAAAGGCAUAUUCAACAGAAACGUACAUUGAAGGUCAAAUUUUUGAUAGGAAGCCUCAACCCCCAUAGCCUUUGAUUCUCGAUCAUCUGUCCCCCACGGAAUCGGUUCUCUAAUUUCUGGGUUUGUUUUGGAAUUAGCUGUAACUUUAUUGUUUGAUAUCAAAUCAAAUAAUCACAAUCUCAUGAAUAUUGGUCUUGGGUACUCCUUAAAUCACAUGAAAAUUUACUUUUGAUUCUUGGGUGAUCAUCGGAGAUUCGGAAUACGAUUGGUUCAUCCGAAUUGGGUUGAUUCCGAUCUCAAUUGGUCAUAAGCGAUGAAAUCGGCGUCGCUUGAUCACUGGAGGGACUAUUUCCGGUCGGCGAACGCCGGUAUUUUUGACAUCAUCGACCACGCAUUCAUGGUGGCCGCCGCCGAUUGUCCGAAGGAGUUUCGGCUUCGGAGGGAUCGAAUUGCGGAGAAACUGUUUUGUUGCAGAUUCAACCGGUGCUCCGAUCAGGUCGAGUCACCUGUUACGGGACGACCCGUUUCUGCUAUCUCUGAUGAUGGCGGUGAUGAUGAGGAAGAUGAAAGAGUGUGUAAGAGAGGGUUCCAGAGAGAGUUUGGGGAGGGAGGGAGCAAGGAAAGUAAAGUGAAUAGCACAAGUAUAGAUGAUCAAGACAACGAAGAGAUGCAGAAUGACACUCACUUGGUUAGCAACUACAGCUUUGGAGAUGCUGAGGCUUUGACUGAUGAGAUUGAAGAGGCACAUCAGACCGUUGAAGAAGUCUCGAGGAUCAAGGACAUUCUACAUAACAGUGAAGAUGAGUCUGAUUCAGUGUUGUAUGAUUCAUUAAGGCGGCUUCAGUUGAUGGCUUUGUCUGUGGACAUUCUUAAGGCAACUGAGAUAGGAAAGGCUGUUAAUGGUCUAAGAAAGCAUGGAUCAAGUCAGAUUCGCCAUCUUGCUCGGACUCUUAUCGAAGUAUGGAAAGAAUUGGUGGACGAGUGGGUUAAUGCCACAAAAGCUGUUGCAGGAGAAGAGGAAGGUACUCCAGUUUCCGUGAAUCCAUCAGUUCUUGAUGAAGAAGAAGGGCUUCCUUCUCCUCCUUUAGAUGACGGAGUUUUCUUUGCUACCCAACCUACUUCAAUGGAGCUUUCACAGUUUUUUGAUGGGAUGGAUGAUGAUGGAAAUCCUCGGAACGGUGGGGAAUUCAUCAAGAAUCGCGAAAAUGGAAGAAGACCCUUAGCGAAGAACCAAAAUAUCAUGAAGAGGAAACAGCAAACUCCAAAUGAGGGGAAUGGACUUACCAAGGAGAACAAAAGCCAUCUAAUUAAGAGACAAGAAGCUGUUGUGAAAGCCAAUAAACCCUCAAAUGUGGCUUCUGGCCCAGGGAGACCCCAAAAAGUAAGUACGGAACAAAAGGCCGUUAGUGAAUCAAAGCUUAUGCAAAGAUCGGAUAAGGUUACUAUACAAAAAAAGCCUCCAAGUGCCAAGCAGGACAAAUUCAAUUCAGAUGAAGUCGCAGUUCAAAGGAAGCUCGAAGCCACAAAAAGAAAACUCCAGGAAAGUUAUCAACAAGCUAAGAAUGCCAAGAAGCAGAGGACGAUCCAGGUCAUGGAGUUGCAUGAUAUCCCUAAGCAGGGUCUUGGCCAUAAAAAUCAACCUAUGCGGGCAGGUCUCCAUAACCGGCAUCGGGUACAGGGACGGCGGUAGGUUGUGUAUAUCUGCACAGACUGGUCUCAUUGGAUUUGUCAAGUUUCUUCCAUCUUGUAAAUUAGCAGAAGAAACCAAAUAACUCCCGGAUUCAACAUGACAUAACCCACUCGAGGAUGCAAGAAAUCCAUUGAUGUUGGUGAGAGUAAUCCAGGGAGAAACAUUAGAAAAAAAGACGAUAAGGGUUUAUUUUUCCCCAACUCAGGUUCUACAUUCAACAAAAUUUGAGGUACAGAGAGCUUUAUUUUAGAUCAAAAUUUGGAGCUUGAUUUAUAGCUUAUGCUAUAUCUGGAAUAUUGUUAACUUGGUAUUGGAACAAUUUAUUUUCAAGAAUCAUAAAUGGGAUGAUCCUCCCAUCAUUUCUUUCAA
This is a messenger RNA of Tripterygium wilfordii, 2875 nucleotides long. RefSeq names its product probable mediator of RNA polymerase II transcription subunit 26b. The record is from RefSeq and is a predicted model, not a curated record. Gene Ontology annotation, cellular component: nucleus. Lineage: Eukaryota; Viridiplantae; Streptophyta; Magnoliopsida; Celastrales; Celastraceae. Bases 1130 to 2506 code for a protein of 458 amino acids. The transcript has 9 exons.